ACUAAACACAAGCCGAGUGCUGGGGCACAUCAUCGCACAAUAAGGGGGAUGUACAAAGGGAUGGCAAUUACGACAUUAUACUCUAAGGCAGGGCACCAGAAGGGGGUGAUGAUCUGGAUAUCAAAAAAAUUAAAAACACAUAAGCGAGUCAGAGACCUUCAAGAUGACAAACACACAUGACAAUGUUGCCUUGCCCUAUAUGGGAGUAAAGCUCAUGCUGAACUUCCGUAGGAUGAAUAUAAUAAUCCUAGGAUUGUACCUACCACCAGGAACAAACAAACCCAUGGACAGCACAACUAUCUGUAUGGCCAUGCACAAGUGGAUGCACCAGUUCCUGGUGGAGUUUGAGGCUACCAACACAGUAGUACUGGUCAUAGGCAGCCUGAUCAGACUUGUGGAGGACCCCCGCCUGAUGGCAGUGAGGCUCUCAGAGCAGCCCAAGGACUAUAACUGAUUUAAAGAAACAUGAUGGAAAGCAAAUGGCAGAUAAAAUGACCAGAAGAAUACAAAACCAACAGGCAAUGGAAACAUCUCCAGCCACAAACUCGACUACAACUUUACCAGCAGCUGGAUCAUAGAGAAUGUUUUCCAAUGCAGCAAGGGUAGGCAGAUCUUACUGAUCAACAAGGACUAUGUCCAGCUGUGAGCUGAAAUUUCUGGGUACACUGUGCCCAUGGGAGUGGUGCUGUAAUGUCAAUAAACUAGGUAUUAAAAUGCAAGCCUAAAAAUAUGCUAUAAG
Molecule: messenger RNA, 739 nt
Organism: Kickxella alabastrina
Lineage: Eukaryota; Fungi; Kickxellomycota; Kickxellomycetes; Kickxellales; Kickxellaceae
Exons: 2
Coding region: 164-454 (96 amino acids)
Source: RefSeq, a predicted model, not a curated record